AUGGCGAACAAGGCCAACAACUUCGAGGUUUUCGGCAAAGCCUCGAGUUAUGAUUUUGACUUGCCAACUGAAUUGGAUUUUACAGACCCCGAGCUCAUGAACCCAAUGAACCCGGAUCUCAUGCCUGCCAACUUAUCACCCGCCUCCUCAACCAACAUGACUGACCUUCAGCUUCAUCAGACCUGUUCAGAGGCCAACAGAACGUGUCCGAGCUCUGUACUCAACGUUCUCCGCAUACUUUGUGUUCCACCCACCAUCUGUCUGUCUAUUAGUGAGGAUGCUUUUUCACCGCAGCUGGCCGGUGCGGCCCAUUGCCAGAUUCGCAGGAUGGACGAGGUCCUGAAAAUCAACCGCGGCGUGAUUGAGCUAGUUUUACGGGUGUUUCGGUGUUCAUGCUCAGAGCAAUCGUCUCUCCAGCUCCUUCUUAUUAUUGUGUGCGAUCGGCUCACAGCAUGGUAUCAUGCGAUGUCUCGCCCGAACGACCCUCUUUCAACGUCGACACGAUCAGGCGACGAGCCAAGUGAGAGAGUCUUGACGCAACCUAUCACAAUUGGCGAGUUCCCUAUGGAUCCAGCUAUGCAGCUUUGCAUGCGCGAUCAAUUGAUUCUGGGAGAGCUACAAAGUGUGCAAGGAAUGAUUCGAAAAUUCAGUGAUUGUGUACAACAGACUAAGAAUCGGGAUAACUCGGCACGAGGACAGAGAUUCUACGACAUCAUGAGCCGGCUUUUAAGGGACCAGCUUCAGGCUCAGUCAAUUUUGACCUGCAGGGGUACUGAUUUGAAUUGA
Penicillium atrosanguineum is the source of this 786-nucleotide messenger RNA. RefSeq lists its product as uncharacterized. The transcript is spliced from 2 exons. Gene Ontology annotation, molecular function: DNA binding. Gene Ontology annotation, cellular component: nucleus. The coding region runs from base 1 to 786 and encodes 261 amino acids. Gene Ontology annotation, biological process: regulation of DNA-templated transcription; aflatoxin biosynthetic process. NCBI's taxonomy places the organism in Eukaryota, Fungi, Ascomycota, Eurotiomycetes, Eurotiales, Aspergillaceae. The record is from RefSeq and is a predicted model, not a curated record.